Molecule: messenger RNA, 382 nt
Organism: Drosophila grimshawi
Lineage: Eukaryota; Metazoa; Arthropoda; Insecta; Diptera; Drosophilidae
Gene: RpS21
Product: 40S ribosomal protein S21
Exons: 4
Coding region: 59-310 (83 amino acids)
Biological process (GO): endonucleolytic cleavage to generate mature 3'-end of SSU-rRNA from (SSU-rRNA, 5.8S rRNA, LSU-rRNA); translation; endonucleolytic cleavage in ITS1 to separate SSU-rRNA from 5.8S rRNA and LSU-rRNA from tricistronic rRNA transcript (SSU-rRNA, 5.8S rRNA, LSU-rRNA)
Cellular component (GO): ribosome; cytosolic small ribosomal subunit
Molecular function (GO): structural constituent of ribosome
Source: RefSeq, a predicted model, not a curated record
UUCAGCCUCCAUCGACGAGUGUUGGGUCGCAAAUUUGUAAAAUUAUUACAAAAUCAUAAUGGAGAACGACGCCGGUGAGAAUGUUGAUUUGUACGUGCCCCGCAAAUGCUCGGCAUCAAACAGAAUCAUCCACGCCAAGGAUCACGCCUCCGUGCAAUUGAGCAUUGUUGUUGUGGAUCCCGAGACCGGCCGCCAAACCGAUGGCACCAAAACCUAUGCCAUCUGUGGUGAGAUCCGUCGCAUGGGCGAGUCCGACGAUUGCAUUGUGCGUCUGGCCAAGAAGGAUGGCCUCAUUACCAAGAACUUUUAAAUAAUGUACACACAAGAACAUGAAUUGGUAAUAAAGUGAAUUCCUUUUGUAUUUAACGUAAGGCCCACGUAA